Messenger RNA from Saitoella complicata NRRL Y-17804, 1155 nucleotides. RefSeq lists its product as uncharacterized. Gene Ontology annotation, cellular component: membrane. The record is from RefSeq and is a predicted model, not a curated record. The coding region runs from base 1 to 1155 and encodes 384 amino acids. Gene Ontology annotation, molecular function: monoatomic cation transmembrane transporter activity. The transcript has 2 exons. NCBI's taxonomy places the organism in Eukaryota, Fungi, Ascomycota, Saitoellomycetes, Saitoellales, Saitoellaceae. Gene Ontology annotation, biological process: transmembrane transport; monoatomic cation transport.
AUGAAGAGCGAUAUCGAGCUUGGAGCAAUUGGCAAACGAUUGAAAGACCCUUUGCUGUUGCAGGAUAGGCUUAUUUCGGACGAGCAACUGGAGACGCGGUUUAAAUCAUCCAGAAGCUGCAUUACUGGACGUGAACAGCAGCGUGGCGAUCAGAGUAAGCUCUCUGCAGCCGUAAAGAAGUUCUACAAGCAACAAAACGAGAACAUCCAUGCGCUGUUGAAACCAAUCGAGGAACAUAGAAAAGAUGCGGACACUGAAAUGGAUAAUGAUUUGCUCAAGGUUCAGAUUGCUAUUCGUGGUUCCUUCAUCGCCAACAUCAUUCUGGCAAUCCUCCAGGUGUAUGCUGGUGCUGCUUCCGGUUCUCUAUCGCUUAUCGCCACCAUGGCUGAUGCUAUCUUCGAUCCCCUCAGUAAUCUGACUCUCCUCCUCGCUCACCGAACUGCAAGCAAGGCCUCAAACUCAAAAUGGCCUUCAGGCACUGCACGUAUGGAGACAGUGGGUAAUGUGACCUUCUGCUUCAUCAUGUCCGCCGUCUCUCUCGUCAUCAUUGUUGAGUCAAUCCGUGCUCUCGUUGAAGGUGGCGAUGGCGCAACCGAAGAUCUUCACGUCCCUUCCAUUAUCGCUGUUGCCAUUGCGUUUGCGACUAAGUUCACUCUCUUCUUGUACUGUUUCGGAUUCAGACAGUACUCGCAGGUUCGAAUUCUUUGGGAAGACCACCGCAAUGACCUCUUCGUCAACGGCUUUGGUCUCUUCACCUCCAUCGCUGGUUCGAAGAUCGUUUGGUGGCUCGACCCGACCGGCGCCAUUAUUAUCUCCGUUCUCGUGCUGGGGUUGUGGAUGUACACUGCAUAUCACGAGAUGCAGCUUCUCAUCGGCAUCUCCGCCGAUCCCCAAUUCCUCCAGCUCGUCACGUACAACGCCAUGACGCACGACCCCUCGGUCCUUCAGGUCGAUACUUGCCGUGCUUACCACGCUGGACCCAAGCUUGUCGUCGAGGUUGAUAUUGUCAUGGACCCAGCAGUCUCAUUGCGUGAGAGUCAUGAUGUUGCCGAGUCAUUGCAGGAGAAGUUGGAGUUGCUUCCUGAUGUGGAGCGAGCCUAUGUUCACGUCGACUUCGAAACAUCGCACAAGCCCGAACACAGGAAGGUUUUGUGA